AUGGCGAUGAUGAUGACUGGCCGUGUGCUGCUGGUGUGUGCCCUCUGCGUGCAGUGGUGCGGUGCGGUUUUUGGACACGCGAUGGACGAUUACUGCAGUGAGGGUGGAGGGAACGGUUUGAGGCACACGAGUAAUGGUGGAGAUGACGGCGUGUCUCUAAAGGCGGAUUGCGGGUUGUUAGCCACUCGAAUGGCAUUAAUAAAGGCGGUUGAGGCUGCGGAAGCUGGACAAGGAUUGAGUGGUGGUCCAGGUUUAUCUCAAGAUACGAAGGAAAAGUUGGACGAUAAUUCUUUGGGAACUAAUACAGUGGGCAGUGCAGCGCCUGGUUCAGGAAGAGGUAUUGUCGCAGGUCAGCCAGAAGCAUCACCGCCGAAGCUCAAAGGAUUAGAUACAGAAGGACAGCAGGGAAAGCCAGAAGGGUUGGGUCUAAAUGGAGGAAAGGAAGUAGAUAAGAGGGAUCACACGGACGGUAAAACAACCGAGCCCCAACACCAAAGGGUUGAUCAAUCGUCUUCUUCAUCAUCUUCUGGCAGCCCUGGCAGCAAGAGUGGCAACGAUGGUAACUCGGAGAAUACUUCCGAGAGAAAUGAAUCCUCCGAUGAGACACUGACAGAAGAAGAAAACAAUCUUCGCAGUAAAUCUGACAGUCCUGAAGAGAAGGCGGAAGAAGAACCAAAAAAAACAGGAGACAAAAAAAGCUUAAGUCAUGAGGCACCAACAGAGACACGUGGAAGUCCAGCCAACAAUGCAGAAAUACAAACAGCAACACCAUCGCUACCACCAGCAACAAUGAAUGGACCGUCCAGCACUGAGGAUUUACCACCCGUGCAACCGCUAAAACGCGUCCAAGACGACCAUGCAGAAUCAAGGCCACCAUCACCCACGGCAAACGGUGAUGCCGCCAAUAACGAAGCUGACAAGAGCACUGAAGACGGCAUCCCCAACAAUGAUCCAGCAGCUGAUGGUGCAGGGGCACGAGAAGAAAAACAAAAUGAAAAUAAAGAAGCCAAUCCAAAGGAAACACCAGUCGAAGCCACAGCCAUGAAAAAUACAACGGCGACGACUGGCGACAGUGACAGCAGCACCGCUGUCUUCCACACCACCUCCCCUCUUUUGCUUCUUCUUGUUGUUGCGUGUGCGGCUGCUGCUGCGGCGGUGGCCGCGUGA
Molecule: messenger RNA, 1167 nt
Organism: Trypanosoma cruzi
Lineage: Eukaryota; Euglenozoa; Kinetoplastea; Trypanosomatida; Trypanosomatidae
Product: mucin-associated surface protein (MASP), putative
Exons: 1
Coding region: 1-1167 (388 amino acids)
Source: RefSeq, a predicted model, not a curated record